Molecule: messenger RNA, 1836 nt
Organism: Pseudopodoces humilis (Tibetan ground-tit)
Lineage: Eukaryota; Metazoa; Chordata; Aves; Passeriformes; Paridae
Source: RefSeq, a predicted model, not a curated record
AUGUCCUUCGUGGAGCUGCUGGCCCGCCUGGGCGGCAUGGGCCGCUUCCAGGUGACCUACGUGGCCGCGCUGGCCAUCCCGCUGCUCAUGCUGGCCAGCCACAACCUCCUGCAGAACUUCACCGCCGGCGUCCCCGAGCACCACUGCCGGCCCCGGCCGGUGGCCAAUGCCACCGCGGCCGACGUCCCCCUGGUGGUGUCCAUCCCCUGGGACGGCCACCGCCGGCCCCAGCGCUGCCGCCGCUACGUGGAGCCCCAGUGGCACCUCCUGGACGCCAACGGCUCGGCCAGCGCCGCGGCCAACGGCACGGCCACCGCGGCGGCCACCGAGCCGUGCCACGAUGGCUGGAUGUACCUAGAGGGCAUCUUCACCGACACCAUCGUCACCGAGUGGGACCUGGUGUGUGACUCCAAGAAGCUGAGGCAGGUGGCCCAGUCCAUCUACAUGGGCGGGAUCCUGCUGGGCUCCGGCCUCUUCGGGGUCCUCUCCGACAAGUUCGGCCGCCGGGCGCUGCUCACCUGGUGUUACCUGCAGAUGGGGGCGGCGGGGGUGGGCACGGCCGCGGCCCCCUCGCUCCUGCUCUACUGCCUGUGCCGCUUCCUGAGCGGGCUGGCCAUGGCCGGAGUGUCCCUCAACUCCGCCUCCCUCUGCAUGGAGUGGAUCCCGACGGAGGCGCGGGCCGUGGUGGGCACCAUCAAUGGCUACUGCUACACCCUGGGCCAGUUCGUGCUGGCGGCCGCGGCCUUCGGGCUCCCGCACUGGCGGCAGCUCCAGCUCGUCGUGUCCCUGCCCUUCUUCGUCUUCUUCUUCUACUCCUGGCUGUACGUGGAGUCCGCGCGCUGGCAGGUGACCUCGGGCAGAGCCGACCUGGCCCUGCGGGGGCUCCGCAAGGUCGCGAGGGUCAACGGCAGGAAGGAGGAGGGGGACAAGCUCAGCGAGGAGAUCACCUGGACCCCCUCCCGACCUUUCCUCGACCCCUCCAAUCCCUCCUCAGACCCCUGGGAUCCCCCCCAAGCCCCCCGGCUCCCCCUGACCAGCCCCCGGGGCCCUUCAGCAGGGCGGAUCCCGGUGGAUCCCGUUGGAUCCCGUUGGAUCCCGGUGGAUCCCGAUCCAGGCGGAUCCCGGCAGGUGCUGCGGGCUCUGGUGCGCCGGGAGCCGCCAAUGCCCGGCGGGGCCGUGGCCGCGCUCGUCAGGACCCCUGGCAUGAGGACGGUGUCGUGCGGGGUCUCCUUCGUCUGGUUCUCCACCAGCUUCGCCUACUACGGGCUGGCCAUGGACCUGCAGGGCUUCGGUUUCAACGUGUACCUGAGCCAGGUGGUGUUCGGAGCCGUGGACAUCCCGGCCAAGCUCCUGUCCGUGCUGGUCAUCUCCUGCCUCGGGCGGCGCCUGGCCCAGGGAGGCUCCUUGGCCAUCGCCGGACUCUGCAUCCUGGCCAACAUCUUCGUGCCCAGUGAGCUGUCGAUGCUGCGCAUGGCCUUCGCCGUGGUCGGGAAGGGCGCCUUGGCCGCCUCCUUCAACUGCGCCUACAUCUUCACCGGGGAGCUCUUCCCCACCGUCAUCAGGCAGACGGGGAUGGGUCUGGGGGGCACCAUGGCCCGCGUGGGGGGGAUGGUGGCCCCCCUGGUGCGCAUGGCGGCCGACGUCACCCCGGUGCUGCCGCUCGUCAUCUACGGGGCCGCCCCCAUCGUCUCGGCCGUGGCCACCUGCUUCCUGCCCGAGACCCGCAACGCGCCCCUGCCUGAGACCGUCAAGGACGUUGAGCGGCGGGCGGGGAACCUCGAGGACGACGACGUCGCCGUCCCCCUGAGCAGCACCAAGAGCAAGGACGGCGCCUGA